This is a messenger RNA of Ilex paraguariensis (yerba mate), 438 nucleotides long. Lineage: Eukaryota; Viridiplantae; Streptophyta; Magnoliopsida; Aquifoliales; Aquifoliaceae. The record is from the annotation of a GenBank genome assembly.
AUGCGCACUGUAGAACUCUUGAUACACCCCAACAAGCUUUCUGGCUAUGGAGACUUUGAUUUCGUCCCGGAGCUUACUAUCAGGCGAAGCAGGCCAGUUAAGAACUUCCUCAAUCUUCUUUAUGCUAGUGAGCCAGGCGAAACUGCCUCUUCAAUGUUGCCAGUCCAGACCAAAAUAACUUCUCAAUCUACUCAACCUAUCGACCUCACUCUUGGUCCUGAUCAUACCUCCAAUCCCAGUGAUCGUCCAGCCAUUAUUAAAACUCAUGCUCCUUCUACUGUCAAUCUUCCUACUAAAUCGGAACCCGAAGUGCCAUCGAUUGAUCCUCCCACUGUUACUUCGAUUCCUCCUUCUGAGCCUCUUGUUGACGAAAAUAUCAAUUAUGUCAUAAUCUCUUCUCCUCAAUCUACUAUUGCCGACCCCGAGGAACAACUGUAA